This is a messenger RNA of Medicago truncatula (barrel medic), 3085 nucleotides long. Its product is annotated as zinc finger CCCH domain-containing protein 30. The coding region runs from base 294 to 2498 and encodes 734 amino acids. Lineage: Eukaryota; Viridiplantae; Streptophyta; Magnoliopsida; Fabales; Fabaceae. Gene Ontology annotation, molecular function: protein binding; metal ion binding. The transcript has 2 exons. The record is from RefSeq and is a predicted model, not a curated record.
AUACUACUAAUAAUUUAUUUAAUUUUCGGGGGAAGGAAAAAAGAGCGCAUGGGAAAUGGAGAAGGAAAGAAAAAAGCAUUAACACAAGCUCUUCAUUUUCUCUCACGAUUUUCUUCUUCAUCAUCAUCAUCAUCAUAAUUUUCUCUCACGAUUUUCUCGGAAUCUAAACACACCUGAACUUGUUCUUCACCCGUGAGAUCCGAGGACACGUCACUCUCUUAGCUCGAUCCUGUUACUAUAGUACUUGUUUUGUCACUUCAAUUUUCAGUGCUAAAUCUCAUGCAAAUGAAAGGAUGUGCUGUGAGUCGGAGGGUUUAAAGCCUGUGCCGUCUUCGUCUCCGUCUCUAUCUCCAACUUUGACACACAAUUCUCAACUGAGAAACCACACCAUGAAUCACUUAACUAUCAGUACUGAAGAUUCUUUUGCGAGCCUUCUUGAGCUUGCUGCUAAUAACGACGUUGAAGGGUUCAAACGAUUGAUUGAGUAUGAUCCUAUGUCGGUGGAUGAGGUUGGAUUAUGGUAUGGUCGUCGCAAGGGUUCGAAGCAGAUGGUCAACGAGCAAAGGACACCUUUGAUGGUUGCUGCUACAUAUGGUAGCAUUGAUGUUAUGAAAUUGAUUUUUUCUUUAUCGGAUGUUGAUAUCAACAGGCCCUGUGGCCUUGACAAGAGCACCGCUCUUCACUGUGCUGCUUCUGGUGGGGCUGAAAAUGCUGUAGAUGCUGUGAAGCUGCUUCUUGCAGCAGGGGCUGAUCCUAAUUCUGUGGAUGCUAACGGGGAUCGUCCGAUAGAUGUUAUUGUUUAUUCCCCGAAGCUUGAACUUGUGAAAAACAGUCUUGAGGAGCUACUUCAAAUUGAUGGUCCCAGUGCUGGCUCUAAUCUUAGGGUGAUUACAAACUCGCUUAAUUCUUAUUCUCCUCCUUUGUCGGCUUCGCCUGAGAACGGGUCUCCUUCUCCACCACCGGAUCUUCUGUUGAAGUUAAAGUCAAUUGAUGUCCCUCUUUCUCCUGCUGGGUCUGAGAAGAAAGAAUAUCCUGUUGAUCCAUCCCUUCCUGAUAUCAAAAACAGCAUAUACUCAACUGAUGAAUUUCGAAUGUAUUCUUUCAAGGUUCGACCUUGUUCGCGUGCUUAUUCCCAUGAUUGGACUGAAUGCCCUUUUGUUCAUCCAGGGGAGAAUGCCCGGAGAAGGGACCCGAGAAAGUAUCAUUACAGCUGUGUCCCUUGUCCUGAUUUUCGCAAGGGUGCUUGCCGGCGUGGGGACAUGUGUGAAUAUGCUCAUGGGGUUUUCGAGUGCUGGCUGCAUCCUGCACAAUAUAGAACCCGUCUCUGCAAGGACGGGACAAAUUGCUCCAGGAGAGUUUGCUUCUUUGCCCACACUCCUGAAGAGCUUCGGCCAUUGUAUGUUUCAACUGGUUCUGCGGUUCCCUCACCUCGGUCAAGCACGUCUUCUGCCAUGGAUUUUGCUGCAGCCAUGAGCAUGUUGCCUGGCUCACCUUCUUCGAUGUCUGUCAUGUCUCCUUCGCCAUUCACUCCACCCAUGUCACCUUCUGGCAAUGGCAUUUCACACAAUUCCGUUGCUUGGCCACAGCCAAACAUCCCAGCGUUGCAUCUUCCUGGAAGUAAUCUUCAGUCUAGUCGUUUGAGAUCUUCUCUCAAUGCUAGAGAUAUUCAUAUGGAUGAUUUUGAGUUGUUAUCUGAUUAUGAUCAACAGCAACAACUCCUUAAUGAGUUGGCAUGCCUGUCUCCACGUCAUAUUAAUUCUAACAGUCUUAGCCGCUCCGGUCGAAUGAAGCCAUUGAAUCCAUCAAAUCUUGAUGAUCUCUUUUCUGCCGAGAGUUCUUCUCCUCGAUAUGCUGAUCCAAAUCUGACUUCAACCGUUUUUUCUCCGACUCACAAAUCAGCUGUCUUUAAUCAGUUUCAGCAGCAGCAGAACAUGUUGUCACCAGUGAAUACAAAUUUUUCUUCUAAAAAUGUUGAUCAUCAUUUAUUGCAGGCAGCUUCUUAUGGUGUUCAGCCAUCAGGAAGAAUGUCUCCACGAAACGUGGAACCUAUCUCUCCGAUGGGCUCAAGGAUGUCAAUGCUGGCACAACGCGACAAGCAGCAACAAUUCCGUAGCCUAAGCUUCCGCGAGCACGGCUCUAACUCUAUGCUUGCAACUGCUGGCUCUGUCAAUAAUUCUUGGUCAAAAUGGGAAUCCCCCAAUGGUAAGUUGGAUUGGGCUCACAAUGCGGAUGAAGUUGGCAAGCUCCGUAGAUCAUCUUCAUUUGAGCUUGGGAACAACGGCGAGGAGCCUGAUUUAUCAUGGGUGCAGUCACUUGUCAAAGAAUCUCCAACUGAGAUCAAAGAGAAAUUGGCAACUUCUAUCUCAGGUGCUGCGCCAGGUGGAUCCUCGGGUGAGGGAAUGAAUAUGAGCACGCAACUGGAGUCUGUUGAUCAUGCUGUAUUGGGAACAUGGCUUGAACAGAUGCAGCUUGAUCAUCUUGUGGCUCAGCAAAACUGAAAUGAGUUUUGCUGACCCUGAGGCAAGGCAGUUAACAACUGAAAGGUUCGAGUAUAUAAUAUAUAUGUUAUUUUUUGAAGUUUUGUUGUUGAUGGAAGGUUACAUUAACUAAGAAAGGAAGCAGAAAGAAAAAGAAUGGGAGGAAAAAUUCAUUCUCAAGUUUAGUGUUACAAAGGUAACUUUAGGAGAGACAGAAAACCACUGGGUCGCGUUGAGACAGUUAAUGCCAACGCCGGGUUUUUUGGCUGCCAAUCUUUUCAAUUUUUAGGUUCACAUUCCUGUCAUUUUUUGCUUCCUUGAGGAGCAAAUGUUUAAUCUAUAUUUUUAUUUUAUUUCUUUUAAUUCUGUAGUAGAAAAACAUGUUACAAAAGGGUCAUUGGAUUUAAUUUCCUCAAAUCUCCAUUUUGGUCCAGUUUUGGGGAUGAUACAGGAUUUGGAUGUACUAUUUCUAUGUAAUUUUGAACCAAUAAUUGUGGAUGCCAGGGGUGUGUUUAUCAGGGACAUUUGAAGAUUAGUCCUUUGGGCAUGUAACAUUCAAUUAAAGUUUAUUGCUAUAUUUAUUCUAAUACCUUUGAUUUCUUUCUUUA